CCAAGCAUAACCACCACUUUCCUGGAUUACUACAAUGUGGAACAUUAUCAUGGAUGGCUGCGAAAACAACCUGGAUAACCACAAAACCACCUUCCAUCCAGUUGGCUCGUCCAUCACCUAUCCUACUCACUAUCAGAGGUUUGACGUGAAGACCUUUGCCUUUGUAUCAGAGGCCCAAGUGCUUUCUAGCCUGGUCUACUUCCACUGCAGUGCCUUAAUCUGCAAUCAACUCUUUCCUGACUCCCCUCUGUGUUCUGUGACUUGCUCUGAGUCAUCCAGACACAAGAGAGCCACAGACACCACUAAAGAAGAGAAAAUGAUCGUAAGUUUUCCAGGACCCAUCCUCCUGCUAUCAGAUAGCUCUUCACUCAGAGAUGUUGUGGACUCAAAAGGGUACGGGGCUGCCGGAUACAUUGCUUUUAAGACUGUGGUGGCUGUGGCUGCCUUAGCAGGCCUUGUGGCAACCCUAGGCUUCAUCAACUACCUGUACAAGAAGAGAACCAUGAUGUUAAAUCACUAA
This is a messenger RNA of Hyaena hyaena (striped hyena), 520 nucleotides long. Its product is annotated as zona pellucida sperm-binding protein 2-like. Lineage: Eukaryota; Metazoa; Chordata; Mammalia; Carnivora; Hyaenidae. Bases 35 to 520 code for a protein of 161 amino acids. Gene Ontology annotation, cellular component: egg coat. The record is from RefSeq and is a predicted model, not a curated record. The transcript is spliced from 2 exons. Gene Ontology annotation, biological process: binding of sperm to zona pellucida; prevention of polyspermy. Gene Ontology annotation, molecular function: acrosin binding; structural constituent of egg coat.